AUCGAUGUAUAUAUCUACAGCUUUCAUCUCUGGCUCGUGUUGUUUGUGUAUAUCACGAGGAAAAGGCAAAUAACCCAGAUGAAACUUAGGGAGAGCCAUCACUGAAAUCUUUAGACCAGUGUAAGGGUGUGGGGGAGAGAUAGCUUUUUUUCUAAAAUUAAAUUGGCAUCAUCGAAUCUGGAUUGAUAGAGAGGAUUUAGGGUUUGUAGGAGUUGAAGAGGGAAAUUAGGGUUUCGUUUUAAUUUUGUGUUCUCUAUAGGGUGAUGGAGAUGAUGGGGGAAAGCCAAUUCAAAGGGAGAUGAUUUGGAGACCUGAAUCAUUUGCAAAGAGCUUGAUAGAAAUCGGUUUGCGAGUCGAGGAGAAUUAAUUUUAUUGUAGAUGGCUGAUAGAAGAGUUGGUAAACGUCCAGUGGGUCAGAGAGGUUUCUCAAAAGUGGAGUCUGGAACUUGUAAUGUUUGUUCUGCUCCAUGUUCAUCAUGCAUGCACCGUAAUGUAGGUUCCACAGUAUCAAAGUUGGACGAGUCAUCAGAUGAAAACUGUCAUGGAGUAGUGGGCAGCCAGUGUUCUGUCAACGAGGACGAUCUUUUGCCUGCUUCCAUAACUAAUACUCACAACAGUUUAAAUAACACUGCUAGUGAAGCAAGCAAUCUUGUUAAUUCCAGUCAUGAUGCUCUCUCUGAGAAUGCUGAGAGUAAGGAAACCAUAAGAUGUUCUGGGAUAUCAGAUGAUUCCGGAGCUGUUGCAAUGACAUCUCUUUCUGGGAGCAGGAUGAAUCAGAAAGUCUCUGCAUCAGCUAAUGUGUUAGAUCAGAGCUCUAAUUGUGUAGAGGGCCAGGAAGAUGGGAUAUUGUCUGAUGAUCGAGCCAAAAAUUUGAAUUCAGCUCUGGUUUCUAAUCCUAUUCUGGGUGGAUCUAGGAAAGAGUCAUCAAACCAUGAGGACAGAGUCAGUUCUGAGAGAGGAAAUUUCAAGGAAAAAUCAGGACCAGGAGGUGACAAAGAGAGAGAGGAAUCUUCAGUUGAAGGAUCGUCACGUUCAGGCGAGAAUAGGAAGGAUGGUAAAUCAAGUAAAAGCUCUUCGUUAAAUAUAUCAGAUGAGCCAAUCUCAUCAGCUGUGUCUGAGAGCGAGAGUGAUGGUUCUGAACUGCUGGAACAUGAUGUAAAGGUUUGUGAUAUCUGUGGAGAUGCUGGUCGUGAAGAUUUACUCGCUAUCUGUAGCGGAUGCAGUGAUGGUGCAGAGCACACCUAUUGCAUGCGGGAAAGGCUCAAUGAAGUUCCUGGGGAUGAUUGGCUAUGUGAAGAAUGUGCUGAGGAAGCUGAAAAGCAGAAGCAAGAAGCUAAGAGAAAGAGAGAAACUGAGGUAACCCUCAAUGCACAUAGUUCUGGCAAAAGGUACGCAGAUAAAAUUGAGGCAGCUCCAGAUGCGAAAAGACAGGCGGUUGAGGCUCCAACUGGGUCACCUAAGAAAUCUAUUCUCCCUAGAAUAGGUGCUUUAUCUCGGGAAACAUCAUUCAAGGGCUUAGACAGGUUAAGGGGAAAGCUAAAUCAUCAAACAUCAUUCAGUGAUGACACAGAGAGUGCACGAUCUACUGGUUCACAGCUCCAACCUCCAAAAGGUGCAUUUUUGAAAUCCAGUUCCUUCAAUUGUUCGAGCUCGAAACCGAAAGUGCAACUUAUGGAUGAUGCUAUUCACCCAAGACAGAAGACUGGCAAAGAGUAUACUGCACUUGAGUUAAAGGAGGGGGGUUUUAGAAAUGUUGGAAAAUCAAUGUCAAGUAGAACAACAGAUUCAGGGAGUUCUAGUGGUAACGACUCGCAUGCAAAAGUGCUUGGAUCGAAAGUCCAUCAUUUGCAAGAAGGCAAAAGCUCAAAGCAAGUGAAAGAUCGUAGUACAGAAGCUAAAGUGUCAGCAUCCUCCAUCGACCAGAAGUUGAAAUCACGCGGCAAUUCGUCUGUUUCACAUGCAAACAAUAAUCGUGAUUUGAAGGGUUUGCAGUCUGAUGGUAAACGAGGUAGCUUGACGAAGCAAGUCAGCAAUCUUAACCGAAACCGUCUAGCAAAUCCAGUUGCUUCGGGAGGAGAUGUUUCCAAAAAUGAAAAGUGCAGUGGCAGCGAACAAAGUUCAAGUCAAGCCGACUGUAAGGACGAACUGCCAUCCCCUUCUUGUACGGGUGAGGGCACACCAAGCCACGGUACUGUAGCUUUACAUGAUGGAUUGCCGCGGUCCAGGGAAUCUAGAGAGGUUGGGAAGAAAAGCAAAGAAGCCGUUGGUAAACGCCAAAGGUCUAGCCUAUUAUCUGGUGCAAAAGGCUUACCAUCACAUCAAAAGGGAGGUCAGACUGCAGAAUCCAGCGACACCUCAGGCGUGCCUGAUAGUGAUCUCUCUACCACAAAAAAAGUUAAGGAGGAUAUAAAUAAGGGUAAUAGGUUACGAGCAGCAGUAGAUGCUGCCCUGCGUAAAAAGCCCAGCUUUACCAAGAACAGAGGAUUGGAGCAAUCUGAUGCGUCAUUGGUAUCUAAUGUGGAUUCUAGCUCUGAUAAGACUCUACGAAAUCAAUUGCCUCCAAAAUUGCAUAAGAAUUAUGUGUCACACGAAGGAUUGCAAGGAGGGCAUCCGACUUUAUGGCCUACUUCCGAUCCGUACAAACAGACAGUUGUAACAAAUGAGAAGCAGCUUGUACUCUCUGGUGCUGAUACAAUACCUCCACGAUCUAUGGAACUUGAAGUCAAUUUUCCCUCCAUAAAGCCUGUUAUGAGAGAUUUGCCUUUAGUUCCCUCGCCUGUUAUAUUGAGAAGCUCAGCCAUUCCUGACCAUGAGUCUAUAUGGCAGGGAGACUUAGAGGUGCGGAAAAUCAGAAACCAGUUAGCUAUGUGUAGCGGAAUGCAAGCACAUCUGUCAACCUUGGCAUCACCCAGGGUUGCUGAAGUGGUGAAUAAAUUUCCAGAAAAAUUCAGCUUGAAUGAAGUACCUCGGCUAAGUACAUGGCCAGGACAAUUUCAAAAAUUAGGUACUAAGGAAGACCAUAUAGCUCUAUUCUUCUUUGCAAAGGACAUUGAGAGUUAUGAGAGAAACUACAAGCCUCUAGUAGAUAACAUGAUCAAGAACGAUUUAGCUUUGAAAGGGAACCUCGAGAAUGUUGAGCUUCUGAUUUUUGCGUCCAACCAGCUUCCUCUAAAUUGCCAGCGCUGGAACAUGUUAUAUUUCCUUUGGGGUGUAUUCCGAGGAAGAGGAGAGACUUGCACUAACCCACAAAAGAACACAUCUUUGCCUACUUCAAAUGUUAUGCCGCGUGACAGAGACCCCAGUGAGCUGUGUCAAACGAGUUCUCCUUCCAAGCAUCUUGAGAAAGUGUCUUCUCCACGUGAGAGCUCAUUCAACAGAAUUGAAACUCGGAAUGGGACAGAUGCAAUUAGUCAUGAGAAUCCAAGUAACAUAGUAUCCUCUAUUGAGCGAUCACCGAGCACAAAGGAGGAAAUUGCUCCUAAAGUGGAAGAAGCAGCUACUGGAAUUAGUUCUGGAGAUAAUCUAGUGAGGAAGGCCCAGCAAAUUGGGGAACAAGGAUUAGGUGGUAGAAAGGAUGUCCCUUUGACUGUCAUGGGAUCAGGGAUCGAGUCCCAUGGCUUAGACAAUCAGGCUAGUCACAGGAAGCGUUCACUUUGGGAACUGACAAGACCCGCUAACGAGGAUUCAUCUGCCAUAAACAAGAAAGUGGAGCUCAAUAAUGAUGGUUUAUGCGAAGGGUCCCCGAAUAAGAAGCUAAAGACAGAAAACGGAAGCAGCAGCUUCUCCCGGGAUACAUCUGGUCACGAUUCCGGGAUCAUGGAGAAGAGUCCAAAAAUCGUGUUCCCUUUGGACUUGAAUGUCGAAAGAGACGACAGCGAAAUGGUGGAUAAUCUCAUCCCACUUGGCAAUGACGAGAACAAGAGAGGGUUAAUAAGCGGUAAAGUCCCGAAUCUGGAGCUGGCGUUAGGAGCUGAGGAAGGAAAUGAAGACACUAUGGGACUGUUGCCUUUCUUAGGGGGAAGUGGUGAACAAAGUAGCAGCAAUAGUAUGAAGAAAGAAAAACAGAAAGCAGAGGAAGAAGAUGAUGAAGGGGCGGACGCAGCAUCUCUGUCUUUAUCACUCUCAUUUCCAGGAAACGAGGAGAGGAAGAAUGUGAAUGCUCCGUUGUUUCUGUUCAGAGACCUUCCCAGAUAAACAAAAAAAAAGUUAAGUUAUCGUUAAGUUUUAUUUUUGAGUGUCCUUUAGUUGUUUUUAUUUUUUUUUGGUUGGUUGGUGAAGAAGACUCCAACGAGAUAAAAUCACAAGGUUUGUAUAUAUAAAUGGUGAUGGGAUAAAGGAUACCGAAUGUUUCUAAAUAUUAUAAUUGGUUAUAUAUUUUAUAGAAGAAUAACAAAAAGAGUGUCUCCC
Messenger RNA from Camelina sativa (false flax), 4407 nucleotides. The record is from RefSeq and is a predicted model, not a curated record. NCBI's taxonomy places the organism in Eukaryota, Viridiplantae, Streptophyta, Magnoliopsida, Brassicales, Brassicaceae.